Molecule: messenger RNA, 817 nt
Organism: Acomys russatus (golden spiny mouse)
Lineage: Eukaryota; Metazoa; Chordata; Mammalia; Rodentia; Muridae
Gene: Spata3
Product: spermatogenesis associated 3
Exons: 2
Coding region: 194-817 (207 amino acids)
Source: RefSeq, a predicted model, not a curated record
CGCCAGAGCCCUAGCUACAGGGGCCAGCGCGCCUUUUGUGACCUCACAGGAGGUAUGUGUGACUCUUGUCUGCGGGACCUUUCUGUAGUCAAAGACCAGAGACAUACCCACAAGGGUGACGGCCUCCCUAGGGAAGGAACCAGGAAACGCAUAGCUCCAUGUAGCUGCCCGGUGGGACUCUAGCAGGACCAUCAUGAAGAAGGUCAAAAAGAAAAAGGCUGAGUCCAGGCGCCGCAGGGAUUCCACGUCCCCGCAGGCUAGCUCUGACUCCUCACAGCAGCCCAGCUCAGAAACCCCGCCGGCAUGCCCAGAGCCCGUCUCACCACCUUGCCAGGAGUCCACCCCACCACAGCAAGUUAACCCUGAACCUACACCACAACAUCCUACACAACAGGCUCUGCUCCCUGUAGAAACCCGUCCCUCAUAUCCGUGCCUGGUAUCUUCAGAGGGCGAACCCAAAUCAACUUCACCAUCCAGGAAAGCAGGUGGGCACACUUCCUGCUUAAGCAGUUCUAGACUUCUUGAGGAUAAGAGAGUCCCAGAGCCAGGGGUGGGGUCUUGUAUAGUGAGAGUAUACAACCAGUGGGAGCUAUAUCGGGCCAUGUUUAUGAAGUGUGCAGUGCCUCUGACCUAUGUGGCUCCACCCUCCUGCUCCUGUGCAGCCUGCCCUGGCAGCUCCACUUGCUGGCGUCGUCUGGGGCUGUGCCACAGCCGCAUCUCCGAUGUCCUUCUGCCUCGGGACUGCCAAGCCAUACCAGGGAGAGGAUUUCCAAACCUCCUCACCUUCUACAGGUUCCCUAGUGGGCGGGGGGGCUAA